This is a messenger RNA of Acaromyces ingoldii, 4152 nucleotides long. RefSeq lists its product as hypothetical. NCBI's taxonomy places the organism in Eukaryota, Fungi, Basidiomycota, Exobasidiomycetes, Exobasidiales, Cryptobasidiaceae. The transcript is spliced from 2 exons. Bases 91 to 4017 code for a protein of 1308 amino acids. The record is from RefSeq and is a predicted model, not a curated record.
CUGUCCCGCCCACGGCAGCUGCUGCUCAAUCUCCGAGCACGUUGUAUGCAUCCAUAACCGGCGAGGCGCGCACCCCCCGCUCGGACAAAGAUGUCGGAACGCGGCGAAGAUGAGACGCGAAGGCGGCGUGGGCGGGACUCGGCGGAGGAAGCCGCACCACCCCUGACAUUGACGGACCUCGCAUCGUCCACCACGACGUACCCUGAUGCUGGUUUCGGUGGUGUUGGUGGUGGUGGUGUAGGAGGUGGAGCUACCGGGAUGCAGGGAGAAGGCGACAGAGAGGAGGAACAUAGAGGUCUUCUUCAAAGGCUUUUUUCGAGAGGACAUCCAGACGAGGCCGUGCAGGAGCAAGACGAAGCAGCGACUUACCACAGUGGCCGAGAGGAGAUCUAUAUGGGUACAUUUGGGAGGAGCAGUAGUUCAAGUGGGAGCCCGCCUCAACUGCCCAGGCCGGCCAUGUUUCCAUCUUCUUCGCCAGCUUCCUCGACGACGACACCACCACUGCCCAGCAGCGCAGGUCAACCCAGCGGCGCAUCGUUGCCUUCGAGCAAGCGAAAGCGCGAAGAUCCUCUCGAUCCAAGGGCACACUGGGCCGGCAAUGACGUUGCAGCAGGUCCAGCAGGGCCAGCUCGUCUUUCUGUGCCCCCCGUCGUCGCGUUGACGAGGGACAGAAAUAUGAGGGAAGCGAGCAGCUCGACAGGCCACAACACAUUUGGCGAUCAUGGCCGCGAAGGAUCCAUCAGCAGCAGCCAGGGAGAGGCAGCUUCCUCGUCCGCCGAAGCCGACCCAGCCUACAACACCACUGGUGUCGACACCACUUCUGCCUCGCGUGAGACGCAGCGGCGCAAUGGCGGAGACGCCGCAAGUGUUGACGAAAGCGGCAAUGUUGGCAGGGGAGAGCGAGGCGGCCUGGGCUUCGUGCCCUUGCAGAGAGUGUGGACGCCCGAGCAAGAGGAGCAGCGGAUGGAGAGACGUCAAGAGGAGCAGAGACUAUACAGACAAUCGCUCUCCAGCGAUUCGAAUGUCGGAUCCCAGCCCGUCAUAGGCCAGGCGCUUCGGCCCACCUCGGCAUCAUCCUCGAGAGGCCUCUCGACUGCCUCGGACGAGCGAAGAAGGACGCCAAGCUCACUGACGACUGACCGGCAGAGCAUCAACGGUCGCAAUCGGCUCAGCUCAACUUCGCGAAAUGCGGACGCAGUCGUCGCGGCAGUAGACCCGGCUGCCAUUCACAAAACGAGGAGCCGCACAUUCAGCGAGCCCAAGAGUGUCUUGUCUUCCUCAACAGAUGGCAUGACGAUUUCUGCGCCCGCGCCCGCAUUGGUGGCCCCAUACGGCCCUACACUUUCCUCGUCAGUCGCUGCGUUUGGCGAGCAAGGGCCACAUACGCCUGUGUCGCUUUCCGCACCCGCACAGGGACACGCUCGAGUCACAUCAUUGCCCUCGAGCAGACCGCCGAGAACGAGCUUUCAAGAGCCGAGAGAGGGCACACCGAGAUCGCCGAGAGCAGGGCGAACGCAGACGCAAAGCUUUGGGGGCGGCCAGCAUCGAAGGUCAUCGUCGAUUCUCAAACGCGAUCCAUUGUCUGCUCAGCAAAGUCCCCCGAUGACAAAAUAUUUCAGCAGUGGCGAGACGGGUUUCAGAAUGUCGUCGAUGGACGCUGUCACGACGCCUGGCCUGACAGCAGCGACGUCAGAGAGACCGUCGUGGAGUACCAUGCUGACGCAACAGGCCCGCGCCCAAGCGUCCUACCACCUCGCUGCUCUCUAUGCGCUCCAGCCUCGCUUCCCACCUCGCCACUCGUCCCUCUACGACUCGAUCAAGUACGAGACCUUUUGGCCCAAGCUCCACCAUCGCCUGCUGCUGCUCUUUACCUACUUGCACGUACCUACCACUAUCUUUCUCGACUUUAGCGCUCUAUAUGCGCUCGUAGAGGUUGCAAAAUACCCCGACGCGGGCGAAGACUCUUCGGCGGCGUGGUGGAUUGCCGCUGGAAUCUAUGCUGCCAGCCUGUUGGCUUGGCUCGUUGGUGUUGUCAUCGUCUGGGAGGUCGUCUACCAGUACAGAUCGAAAGGAGCAGCUCGUGCUGCUUCUUCGUCCGCGUCCGACCCAAGCAAAGCGGCAUCGACAGCCUUUGUCACGCCCGUCUAUCUUUCGGCACCAGCCUUUACGCUGACGGCCGUUGAGUCGCUCGGCAAGUACUCGUUGCUCUUCAAGACCAGGUUUGCUGCGAGUGGAAGAGAUCAACUGAUCGAGACGUUUUGGUUCUAUUCCCAAAACUGGCCUACGGUUGUCACGCUCUUACCCCGUGGUAUCAUCCUGACGGUCUUUUUGGUCCUCUACCACCCUGGUCAAGACUCGGCGCGGCCGCCAACGUCGAUGCGGGACGACACAUACUUCGACUCGGCAUCGGGUCUCCUCACACGUUUCAGCUACGUCUUGCUCCUCAUCAACGUUGCCUGGAUGCUCUGGCGCCUCGUCAUUGUACUCGGCUGCUUUUUGGGGCUUUUCUUUACAACAGGAUUGCGAUCGCUGUUCUCGACGAACAUCUUCAAGAGGGAAGAGGAAACAGCGUUGCAGCCACAGAGCACAUCGAGUCGAGCCCUGCUCAUGGGCGCCUCACAAAGCGAACAGGAGGUCUCGGCCUGGACCUCGGCGCCACGGAUGGACACCGCUGCCGCAGGGGAAGGGCAGCGAAGGUCAAGCCAGGGUGCAAGGGAAUACGAGGCGAUCGGAUUAGAUGAGGAGGCAGCUGUGGCCAAUGAGCAGGAGAUGCAGGAAAGAGCGGCAAAUGCUCGACGGAAGAACAGCCACAAAUUCUCGCGGCUCCAACCCGAGCGCUUCACUACGCAACACGAGUAUGUCUUUAAGCCCGAGGCGUGGAAGGCUAGGGCCGAGGACCGGAUCAGGAACUUGCUCUUGCAAGCAGAGGAGGCGUCCGGAGUAGGCGGCGAGGAGGACGGCAUGAUGAUGAUGGCUGGCACUUUCUCUCCUGCGACACCUACGCCCCCACCUAUCAUGGUCAGUGCUGGUCCUGGAGGCAUUCUUUCCAGAUCGCAACUGUCAGAUGACCUGUUGAGGACAAGGCGAAGAACCGGGACGGGAGCAACAGCGACAGACAUGGAGGAGAGGAGGAGGAGCUACCUGAGUGGAGAGAUUGGGCCGCCUACAACGGUCGCGACGACGCCCACGCCACCGGCCACAAAUACGCCGAGCGCUUCUGCUCCCGCCCUGUCUCCCUUUCCUGGACAGGUAGGCGCGGUUUUCGUGCCAUCGAUGACGCCUUCUUCCAACUACAUUGAGCAGCUUGAAUCGCCCGUCACCCGAAAUUCGCAAGAGGAACGCUUUCGGGACUCUGUGGCCUCACCCUCGUACCCUUUUCCUACGACAGCGGCAGCUUCCUCCGUGACCGUCAUGGCGACUGACAGUGGUGUCUCGCAUGGCAAGCAGCACCCUGGCAGUGUUGACCACUUGGAAUCUGGACGAUCGAUGGGCGAAAGCGGACCGUCAACAAGCCAGCCGAUGGCCUCCACUCCACCCUCAAUGCACCAAGGCUCCCCCGGCCCGCAGCUUGCUACCGCUACACCCAUUUCAUCCCCUUCCAUGCUUGCCGAAGGCUUGACAGGCGAAAAGGCCCGGGCCGAGUCACCAACGUCGACGUCAUCCUCCUCGGAAGACAGCGAGGAGCAGCGUCUCUGGGCCACUUUCCCAGAGCAGUCAAGACGCCACCCUCCUGGGCUGAUUGCGCUCGAGCUGGAAGAACAGCGGCGCGCAAGGCUUGAGCAGGGCAGCAAGGAAAAGGUCCCCGCAAUCUCCGAAGACGCGGAGACGCCGCGAAAGGCGCCAAAGGACGACGGUGCUGGUUCGGGAGCAGCGAAAGCAGCAGCAACACCCACAGGCAGUGGCGGCGGUACCGCAACAGAGAGGCCAGAAGAGACACUCUUGCCAAUCAAGGAGGAGAGCUGGGGUAGCUCUUUGGACGAGAACGUGUCGGCGGCGGCCAGCUCUGCAGAGAGGUAGCCAACCGUAGCCGUCCAACUUCGAUACCCCCUGACACAGACUAAUUCUCAUCUAAACGUGCUACGCCAUGCUCGCAUACGCACGCAUGCACGCAACUUCACCUGCUCUUUUUCUUCUCUUCCCCGUCAGGGAAGG